AUGGGUGACCGUCAGUUACUCGAAAAUCAAGUAUCGCAAAAACGAUUGAGACCGCUGCUGUCCUUGAUUCAAAUCUCGCUCGCCAGUUUCCUCACUGUCAAUCGAGGCUUUCUGUGCACAUACGCGCCCGAUGAUACGACCGGACUGAAAUGUUUUCUCGAAGCUGUGCAUGAGUGGCUUCUCAUCGUGCUCUACAUUGGAACAGGAUUGACAACGACAAUACUGAUUUGGAGAAAUCGUGGAAGACCGACCCAUCGAAGGAAAAUCGGCUCAGCCUCCGAGCAUCUGACAGCCACUUUUCUUGCUUUAUUCAUCGUCGCCAGUGAGUUCAUCAAACUUUUCGAUGCCUCGGACAGGGACUCGUGCACACCGAACAUCGAGAAAGUGAGGAUCGUUUCACUGAUAUUGUUCACAAUAACGAACAUCGGAUAUGUUUGGUGGAAUGAUCGAAUUCCCAGCAGCACAAUCGGCCUCCUCCAUCAGAGUGUCCAUCUCCCACUCUCGAUCUACAUCGCUUUCCAUGCCGCGUUUCGAGAAAUCGUUCACAUCACAAGGCAUUUUGAUCAUCAAGGCAAUGACAUCAACUUUCUCGCGAAUUUGGUCAUCUUUUUUUACGCUCUCAACUUCGAAUUUCACGUUCUACUCGCCAACUAUGCCUAUUUGAUUUUGAAAGCGAAAACCGAUGCUGCUGUUCUCAUUUCAUUUAUCAUGUUGUACUUGCUGAAAAAGAACGAGUUUCUGUAUUACUGGACGAGUGACAAAGCCGGGGCGAUCCUUGUGUUGAUUCUGAUGAGCACUUUCGUGUGCUCAUUCCAUCUCUGGCGAUCAAGUGACUAUCUUGGAAGCAGAGACUCAGAUUAUCUGGCUGAAGAACACGAGAAUAAAGUGAUCACUUUUGCAGCGAUUUGCAUGGCUAUCUACAAUUUUUGCGGUUUUCUCUAUUCUCUGCAAGUGCUCGUCGAAUACGACAAUGUGAAAGAGAAAGAAAAGCACACCUAUUUGUCGAUCGUCAACUCCUUGAUUGUCACCAUUUGCAGUAACAUCGAGAUCUCGAUGCAGACCAUCUACCUCACAAAGUUGGCUUCAUUUUUCCGUUUUGGGCACAUUCUCGAGCACGAUCUCGAGCACGAUCUCGAAGGGGAACACGAAGAACAGAGAAGCCUCGUUGUGCAUGGCGAA
Molecule: messenger RNA, 1179 nt
Organism: Mesorhabditis belari
Lineage: Eukaryota; Metazoa; Nematoda; Chromadorea; Rhabditida; Rhabditidae
Source: the annotation of a GenBank genome assembly